Molecule: messenger RNA, 789 nt
Organism: Lonchura striata (white-rumped munia)
Lineage: Eukaryota; Metazoa; Chordata; Aves; Passeriformes; Estrildidae
Source: RefSeq, a predicted model, not a curated record
AUGAGUUGGCUCCGUGCUCACUUCAGAGACAGAGGUCUUCGCAGAGGACCCUCUUCAGAGACAGAAGCAAUGAAAAGGCAGAACUCUGCUCAGGAGCAUGAAAUUAUUGAAUUACAAGAACAAAAUGUGGAGGAAAGCGAGACUGAUCGUGACAAGCCUCUAAAUGCUCAAACGAGAAAGGAGAGAGAUCCCUGGAAAUCAUGCAGGAAUGUAGUUUUCUGGAAGUGUAAACUAUGGAUGCUUAUAUCUACGAUAUUUCUAGUGAUCAUCCUGGUCAUUCUCAUCAGUCUAAUUCUUUAUUCUAAUGUUUACACAGAUGAGGAUGACUACUGGGAUCCUGAAGAAUUACUAAGCAAUGGAAAUUUUCACAAUUUUUCAGGAACAGUGGAGUUAAUGUGUAGUCUUCCACACUUCUCCUCCAAGGAUGUUACUAAGAGGCUAACAGAGGUCUACAGCUCAUCUCCAGCUUUAGGACGAUACUUUAGGUCAGCUCAGGUGAUUUCUUUCAGUAAUGAAAGCUCCACUGUAAUUUAUCAGCUAGUGUUUUCUGUACCACCAUCAACAGAGGGAUUCAUGGAAAACAAUAUGAAUCCAGAUUUUAUAAGGAACAUUUUGCGUCAAAAUAUUUAUGAUGAAGAUACUCUUAAUCCUGAGACAUCUGAAUGUGACAGGUUAAAGCUCGAUCCAACUUCUCUCACAUGUUUUCUAGACAGUGAUUCCAAUGACUACCAGCAACUAGGUAGUGAUUCCAAUGCAUUUAUAUUUGUCCUGAUAGAAAUGCCCAUAUAA